AUGUCAGUGAUAUGCAGCUUUCGUGGAUCCGUACCUCAAGGCUUAGUCCUGGAAAUAGGAGAAACUGUUCAGAUUCUGGAAAAAUGUGAAGGUUGGUAUAGAGGCGUUUCAACAAAGAAACCUAAUGUAAAGGGGAUCUUUCCUGCAAACUACAUUCAUUUGAAAAAGGCAAUUGUCAGCAACAGGGGGCAAUAUGAAACUGUUGUCCCACUGGAAGAUUCUAUUGUGACAGAGGUCACAGCAACACUACAAGAGUGGGCUAGUCUCUGGAAGCAACUCUAUGUGAAACACAAAGUGGAUCUUUUCUACAAAUUACGUCAUGUAAUGAAUGAACUUAUUGACCUUCGGAGACAGCUGCUGUCAGGUCACCUUACUCAAGAUCAGGUGCGAGAGGUCAAGAGACACAUCACAGUGCGUUUGGACUGGGGGAAUGAGCAUUUGGGCCUGGACCUAGUUCCUCGAAAGGACUUUGAAGUGGUGGAUUCUGAUCAGAUUAGUGUCUCUGAUCUCUAUAAAAUGCACUUAUCUAGCCGGCACAGUGUCCAACAAAGUACGUCCCAGGUGGAUACCAUUCGUCCACGUCAUGGAGAAGCCUGCCGGAUACCAGUGCCGCAUCAUUUUUUCCUCAGUCUAAAGAGUUUCACUUACAAUACCAUUGGAGAAGAUACAGAUGUCUUUUUUUCCUUGUAUGACAUGCGAGAGGGCAAACAGAUCAGUGAGCGGUUUCUGGUGAGACUGAACAAGAAUGGUGGGCCAAGGAACCCAGAGAAGAUAGAUCGAAUGUGUGCCCUUUUUACAGAUCUGAGCAGCAAAGAUAUGAAGAGAGAUUUAUACAUAGUUGCCCAUGUGAUCCGAAUAGGUCGUAUGCUGCUGAAUGAUUCUAAGAAAGGUCCUGCGCACUUACACUACCGACGCCCUUACGGCUGUGCGGUCUUAAGCAUUGUGGAUGUUCUUCAGUCACUUUCUGAAUUAAAGGAAGAAAAAGAUUUCGUUCUUAAAGUUUACACAUGCAACAAUGAAAAUGAAUGGUACCAGGUCCAUGAAAAUAUCAUCCGAAAGUCUAGCACAAAGUACACUGCCCCCAGCUCCAACUACGGUCUUAUAAUUUCUUUGCAGCUUCUUCGUGGGGACAUGGACCAGAUUCGGAGGGAAAAUCCUAUGAUCUUUAACAGAGGCUUGGCAGUUACCAGGAAAUUGGGUUUCCCUGAUGUCAUCAUGCCAGGUGAUAUCCGAAAUGACCUCUACCUAACCCUGGAAAAGGGAGAUUUCGAGAGGGGUGGAAAGAGUGUGCAAAAGAAUAUCGAAGUGACCAUGUAUGUUCUCUAUGCAGACGGAGAAAUUUUAAAGGACUGCAUCAGCCUUGGCUCAGGAGAGCCCAGCAGGACUUCUUAUCACUCCUUUGUCCUCUACCAUAGUAACAGCCCUCGCUGGGGGGAAAUCAUCAAAUUACCCAUCCCUAUAGAUAGGUUCCGGGGCUCCCACCUGCGCUUUGAAUUCAGACAUUGUUCUACAAAAGACAAAGGAGAGAAGAAACUGUUUGGCUUUGCAUUCACUCCUCUGAUGCGAGAUGAUGGUACCACCCUGUCAGAUGACAUCCACGAGCUCUACGUCUAUAAGUGUGAUGAGAAUAGUACAUUUAAUAACCAUGCACUCUACCUGGGCCUUCCAUGCUGCAAAGAAGACUACAAUGGCUGUCCCAACAUUCCUUCCAGCCUCAUCUUCCAGCGCAGCACUAAAGAGACCUUCUCUAUCUCCACACAGCUGUCUUCCACCAAACUCACUCAAAAUGUGGACCUCCUUGCUUUGCUGAAGUGGAAGGCUUAUCCAGACCGAAUCAUGGAUAUUCUGGGGCGCCUCCGGCAUGUCAGUGGGGAGGAAAUCGUUAAGUUCCUGCAAGACAUCUUGGACACACUAUUUGUGAUUUUGGAUGAUAAUACUGAAAAAUAUGGUCUUUUGGUCUUUCAGUCCCUGGUGUUCAUCAUUAAUCUGCUCCGGGACAGCAAGUAUUUCCAUUUUCGGCCUGUGAUGGACACGUACAUCCAGAAGCACUUUGCUGGAGCAUUGGCAUACAAAGAACUAAUCCGUUGUUUAAAGUGGUACAUGGACCGCUCAGCAGAACUCGUUCGACAGGACCAUAUUCAAGAGGCCAUGAGGGCUUUGGAAUACCUUUUUAAGUUCAUUGUCCAGUCUCGGAUACUUUACUCCAGAGCUACAUGUGGAAUGGAAGAAGAACAAUUCCGAUCCAGCAUCCAAGAACUUUUCCAGUCCAUCCGAUUUGUCCUGAGCUUGGACAGCCGAAGCUCUGAAACACUCCUUUUCACACAGGCUGCUCUGCUGAACUCUUUCCCUGCUAUCUUUGAUGAGCUGCUGCAGAUGUUCACUGUGCAGGAGGUCGCAGAGUUUGUGAGAGGGACUCUGGGGAGCAUGCCCAGUACGGUGCACAUUGGACAGUCCAUGGACGUGGUGAAACUUCAGUCUAUUGCCCGCACAGUAGAUAGCCGCCUGUUUUCCUUCUCUGAAUCCAGACGCAUCCUUCUCCCUGUGGUCCUUCAUCAUAUCCACUUACACCUAAGACAACAAAAGGAGCUGCUGAUCUGCUCAGGGAUCCUCAGCAGCAUUUUCUCCAUCAUCAAGACCAGUUCGUUGGAAGCAGAUGUAGUGGAGGAGGUUGAAAUGAUGGUGGAGAGCCUCUUGGAUGUGCUCUUACAGACUCUGCUCACUAUCAUGAGUAAAUCACAGUCUCAGGAGGCGGUAAGAGGGCAGCGGUGCCCGCAGUGCACAGCCGAAAUCACUGGGGAGUAUGUGUCCUGCCUCCUGUCUCUGCUCCGUCAGAUGUCAGACACACAUUUCCAACAUUUACUGGACAACUUUCAGAGCAAGGAUGAGCUAAAGGAGUUCCUGCUCAAGAUCUUCUGUGUAUUUCGGAACCUGAUGAAGAUGAGCGUCUUUCCUCGUGACUGGAUGGUGAUGAGGCUGCUCACAAGCAAUAUCAUUGUCACUACUGUCCAGUACCUGUCUUCUGCACUACACAAGAAUUUCACAGACACAGACUUCGAUUUUAAGGUGUGGAAUUCCUAUUUUAGCCUGGCAGUCCUGUUCAUAAAUCAACCAAGCCUCCAGCUAGAAAUUGUCACUCCAGCCAAGAGGAAGAAGAUUCUAGACAAAUAUGGUGACAUGCGAGUGAUGAUGGCUUAUGAACUGUUCAGCAUGUGGCAGAACUUAGGUGAACACAAAAUUCACUUUAUUCCGGGAAUGAUUGGUCCUUUUCUGGGUGUUACACUAGUCCCACAGCCAGAGGUUCGUAACAUCAUGAUCCCCAUCUUUCAUGACAUGAUGGACUGGGAGCAGAGGAAAAAUGGCAACUUCAAACAGGUGGAAGCUGAGUUAAUCGAUAAGCUGGAUAGCUUGGUUUCGGAAGGGAAAGGAGAUGAGAACUACAGGGAGCUCUUCAGCCUGCUAACUCAGCUGUUUGGGCCCUACCCGAGUCUACUAGAGAAAAUUGAACAGGAAACAUGGAGAGAAACGGGCCUUUCAUUUGUCACUUCUGUCACACGUCUAAUGGAGCGCCUUCUUGACUACAGGGACUGCAUGAAAGGAGAUGAAACUGAGAAUAAGAAGAUUGGCUGCACGGUUAAUCUGAUGAACUUUUACAAAUCUGAAAUCAACAAAGAGGAAAUGUACAUCCGAUACAUUCACAAACUGUGUGACAUGCAUUUACAGGCAGAAAACUAUACUGAGGCUGCAUUUACUCUGCUUCUGUAUUGUGAGUUACUCCAGUGGGAGGAUCGACCACUUCGCGAAUUCCUGCAUUACCCACCCCAGACUGAGUGGCAGCGAAAAGAGAGCUUGUGCCGAAAGAUCAUUCACUAUUUCAACAAAGGGAAGAGCUGGGAAUUUGGGAUUCCACUGUGCCGGGAACUUGCAUGUCAGUAUGAAAGCCUCUAUGAUUACCAGAGCCUUAGCUGGAUCCGGAAAAUGGAAGCAACCUACUAUGAUAACAUCAUGGAGCAGCAACGUCUGGAGCCUGAGUUCUUCAGAGUUGGUUUCUAUGGAAGAAAGUUCCCGUUCUUCCUCCGGAAUAAGGAGUACGUCUGUCGGGGCCAUGACUACGAGAGGUUGGAAGCCUUUCAGCAAAGGAUGCUGAGCGAGUUCCCCCAUGCCAUUGCCAUGCAACAUCCCAACCACCCAGAUGACUCCAUCUUGCAAUGUGACGCCCAAUAUUUGCAGAUCUAUGCAGUGACACCAAUUCCAGAUUAUGUGGAUGUCCUUCAGAUGGAUCGAGUACCUGAUCGAAUCAAAAGCUUUUAUCGUGUCAACAAUGUUAAGAAGUUCCGGUAUGACAGACCUUUCCAUAAAGGUCCAAAGGACAAGGACAAUGAAUUCAAGAGUCUGUGGAUUGAGCGUACCACUCUGACCUUGACCCACAGUUUACCUGGAAUCUCUCGAUGGUUUGAAGUGGAGAGAAGAGAGCUGGUUGAAGUGAGCCCUUUGGAAAACGCCAUACAGGUGGUUGAGAACAAGAACCAGGAGCUUCGGACACUGAUCAGCCAGUAUCAGCACAAGCAAAUGCAUGGUAAUAUUAACCUGCUCAGCAUGUGCCUCAACGGAGUCAUAGAUGCUGCUGUUAAUGGUGGCAUUGCCCGAUACCAGGAGGCUUUCUUCGAUAAAGAUUAUAUUACCAAGCACCCAGGGGAUGCAGAGAAAAUCACACAACUCAAGGAGCUUAUGCAGGAACAGGUCCAUGUCCUGGGAGUGGGCCUAGCAGUUCAUGAGAAAUUUGUUCAUCCAGAAAUGCGCCCUCUACAUAAGAAGCUAAUCGAUCAAUUCCAGAUGAUGCGGGCCAGUCUCUACCAUGAGUUUCCUGGUUUGGAUAAACUGAGUCCAGCGUGUUCUGGCACUAACACCACCCGAGGGACUGUUUUGGUGUCCCAUAGUCCAAUGAGCCCAGAAACCAUCAAGAUGGUGCAUCGUCACAGCCCAAUGAACUUGAUGGGAUCAGGCCGUCAUUCAUCAUCAUCUCUCUCCUCUCAUGCAUCCAGUGAAACGGGGAACAUGGUGAUCCUGCCUGAUGGCUCGAUGGGAGAGGUCCCUGAGGACAUGUACCAUCACAUGCAGCUCACUUAUCCCAACACCAGGUACCAGGGCUCAAUCACCAAUGUCUCUGUUUUAUCCUCAUCCCAAGCCAGCCCUUCUUCCUCCAGCCUGAGCUCUACCCACUCAGCCCCAUCCCAGAUGAUGAAUUCUGCGCCACCCAGUGCCCGAGGCUCUCCCUCUCUGCCAGAUAAGUACCGACACUCUCGGGAGCUGAUGAUGCUGCUGCCCGCUCACCGGGACCGCCCAAGCAGUGCCAUGUAUCCAGCGGCAGUCAUGGACCAUGGACAGCCUCCAAAUUUCCAGCGUGCUUUGUUCCAGCAAAUGAUCGGACCCUGUAAGCCCUGCAGUGAUCCUAAUCUAUCUGUUGCUGAAAAAGGACACUAUUCUCUCCACUUCGAUGCUUUCCAUCACCCCCUCGGCGAUGCUCCUCCGGCCCUUCCUGCUCGGACGCUGCGCAAGUCUCCUCUCCACCCCAUCCCUGCAUCGCCCACAAGUCCCCAGUCUGGCCUGGAUGGAAGCAACUCUACCCUGUCCGGCAGUGCCAGCAGCGGAGUGUCCUCCUUGAGCGAGAGUAACUUUGGGCACUCUUCAGAGGUCCCGCCCCGCACAGACACCACGGACUCGGUCCCUAGCCAGGCGUGGAACACUGAUGAAGACUUAGAGACCCCCUACCUCCCUGUGCGGUACAGCCUCUCAGAGCCUGAUGUCUUGGACUCAGUCAAACCCCAGCCGUGCCGAAGCCACUCUGCUCCGAGUGGAGUGGUCCCUCAGGACCCCAUGGACCCUCCUCCGGCUUUACCCCCCAAGCCGUACCAUUCGCGACACCCGCCCCUGGAGCAUGAGGAGGGGAUGAUGAUGAUGGAAGAGGAAGACACCAAGCACCGGCCCCUGCAUCGAAAGGUCUCUCUGCCGCCAGGAAGUAUUAAGGAAGAGCAAGCCAGGGUUGCCUGGGAGCAUGGCAUCAGUGAGCAGUAG
Molecule: messenger RNA, 6069 nt
Organism: Vombatus ursinus (common wombat)
Lineage: Eukaryota; Metazoa; Chordata; Mammalia; Diprotodontia; Vombatidae
Gene: DOCK3
Product: dedicator of cytokinesis 3
Exons: 53
Coding region: 1-6069 (2022 amino acids)
Biological process (GO): small GTPase-mediated signal transduction
Cellular component (GO): cytoplasm; plasma membrane
Molecular function (GO): guanyl-nucleotide exchange factor activity; small GTPase binding
Source: RefSeq, a predicted model, not a curated record